This is a messenger RNA of Myxocyprinus asiaticus (Chinese sucker), 1629 nucleotides long. Its product is annotated as tubulin alpha chain-like. The transcript has 4 exons. Gene Ontology annotation, biological process: microtubule cytoskeleton organization; mitotic cell cycle. Lineage: Eukaryota; Metazoa; Chordata; Actinopteri; Cypriniformes; Catostomidae. Gene Ontology annotation, cellular component: cytoplasm; microtubule. The record is from RefSeq and is a predicted model, not a curated record. Gene Ontology annotation, molecular function: GTP binding; structural constituent of cytoskeleton. Bases 133 to 1485 code for a protein of 450 amino acids.
CCUGCUUCCUGCUAACCCCCCUCUCUUCCUCCUCCUCUUGCCUCUCUAUAAAAACCCCACCUCUCCUUUCUUCUCCACAUCUGCCUUCUCUUUCCGAAUCCUCAAGUCGGCCUGAAGGAUAAAACUGACAAGAUGCGUGAGUGUAUCUCCAUGCAUGUUGGCCAAGCUGGGGCCCAAAUAGGAAAUGCAUGCUGGGAGCUUUACUGUCUGGAGCAUGGUAUUCAGCCGGAUGGGCAGAUGCCUAGUGAUAAGACAAUAGGAGGAGGAGAUGAUUCCUUCAACACCUUCUUCAGUGAAACAGGAGCAGGGAAACAUGUUCCACGUGCCAUUUUUGUUGAUUUGGAACCCACUGUGAUUGAUGAGGUGCGCACAGGCACAUAUCGCCAACUCUUCCAUCCUGAGCAACUAAUUACUGGCAAGGAAGAUGCUGCCAAUAACUAUGCCCGUGGUCAUUACACCAUUGGUAAAGAGAUCAUUGACCUAGUGCUGGACAGGACCCGCAAACUGGCUGAUCAGUGCACUGGCCUUCAAGGAUUCCUCAUCUUCCACAGCUUUGGUGGAGGUACUGGCUCUGGCUUCACCUCCCUGCUGAUGGAGCGUCUCUCUGUUGACUAUGGCAAGAAAUCCAAGCUUGAGUUUGCCAUCUAUCCCGCUCCUCAAGUGUCCACAGCAGUCGUGGAGCCCUACAACUCCAUUCUAACCACCCACACCACCCUGGAACACUCUGAUUGUGCCUUCAUGGUGGACAAUGAAGCCAUCUAUGACAUCUGCCGCAAAAACCUGGACAUCGAGCGUCCAACUUACACCAACCUUAACAGGCUCAUUGGCCAGAUUGUGUCCUCCAUCACGGCCUCGCUAAGAUUUGAUGGAGCUCUGAACGUGGAUCUCACUGAGUUCCAAACCAACCUUGUGCCCUACCCACGUAUUCAUUUCCCUCUGGCUACAUAUGCUCCAGUGAUCUCUGCUGAAAAGGCUUACCAUGAGCAGCUAUCUGUGGCUGACAUAACCAAUGCCUGCUUUGAGCCUUCUAAUCAAAUGGUGAAAUGUGAUCCCCGUCAUGGUAAAUACAUGGCCUGCUGUCUUCUUUAUCGUGGAGAUGUGGUGCCCAAAGAUGUCAAUUCUGCCAUUGCUGCCAUUAAGACCAAACGGUCCAUCCAGUUUGUUGAUUGGUGCCCAACUGGAUUCAAAGUAGGCAUCAACUACCAGCCCCCAACUGUGGUUCCUGGUGGAGACCUGGCUAAAGUACAGAGAGCCGUCUGCAUGCUGAGUAACACCACAGCCAUUGCUGAGGCCUGGGCUCGUCUAGACCACAAGUUUGACCUGAUGUAUGCCAAGAGAGCCUUUGUGCACUGGUACGUGGGUGAGGGAAUGGAGGAAGGAGAGUUCUCAGAGGCCAGAGAAGAUAUGGCAGCUCUGGAAAAGGAUUAUGAAGAAGUGGGCACUGACAGCAUGGGAGAUGAGGAUGAAGAAGGAGAAGAAUGUUAAAGAGGCAAAAUCACCCAAGUGUAACUGCCCUGCAAAAUUAAAGUCUCAUCUGACCAUUAUGGCUUUAGAAAAAAAAGUAACUUGAAAUUCCAUCUGCAUUUCAAUUGGUUUUCAUAUUUGAAUAAUAAAAGAAAUAAUGAAUUA